ACAAGAGAAAACAAGAAAACAAGCAGGCAGUCCGAAUCCCGUAUAGGGCUACAUGGGCUCAAAGUAACCCCAAAAUCCCGGCCCAUAAGUCUGACUUUGGAACUGAUUGAAAACCCGGUUCGAAUUAUUCGACAGAUAUCUAUUGACCCGAAUUCCGUUGGGACCAGGCGCAUCCCAGAAACAAAUUUGAUCAACCAAAAAACAGAAACGAAAGGAGAAGAGGUGAAAUAG
This is a messenger RNA of Dovyalis caffra, 231 nucleotides long. NCBI's taxonomy places the organism in Eukaryota, Viridiplantae, Streptophyta, Magnoliopsida, Malpighiales, Salicaceae. The record is from the annotation of a GenBank genome assembly.